GAUCACCAUAGUUUAGUGUGCUUACGGCUGUUGUAUCGAGUGUCUGGCAGUUACCACAGAAGCAGCAAACGUAACAGAAGUGGAGGGCCAGGGUACUAUCGCUCCACCGGCCACCGUCCACAUCAAGAUGGAUCUCAAUAAUAUAGGCGAUAAAGAGAGUUUCACCAUAGCGUAUGACAAUGAAAUGUAUAGUUCACGUCCGGAUUUCCCGAUAGGGGCUGUGCUGCUGGACCUGGACGAGAGAGAUCUUCCAGGUAUAGUGUCCCGGGUGGUGGACCAAAUGAUCACAAGUGAUCAGAUUCCAGAGGAACAUCGUGAGACUCUCCUCAGAAUUCUCUUGCAAAAGCGCAAUUCUUCCAUUGUAACAGCCGGGACGGAAGAAAAGCCCAGUUCAGAAGGUCGACGACGUUCAUCAGUACGUAGGAUAUCCAAUGGUUUUCCUCUCAAUAAUGAUGAACUUAACGGUAUGUCCAACGGCACCAUCCCCAAGGAUGCCCACAGAGAUCCUGCUGGGUAUAUCCGCCAUAACCUUUUCACAGAGAUUGACAUAGAUUCAAAUGUACUCUAUAACAAUAAGGAGACAAAGUGUUUUCCUGAGGGAGGUGAGAUGACUGCGGUAAUGGCUGGUGGUGUGAGCUUCCUGCAGAGUCCCAUCCUCAUCUUCGUCAGACUCGCUGAAGGAGUCUUGCUCAGAGAUCUUAUCGAAGCUUCAAUACCUGUGAGGUUCAUAUAUGUCCUCCUUGGUCCAUUCCAUGAUGAGAAGGACUAUCAAGACAUUGGUCUUUCCAUUUCCAACCUCAUGGCAAGCAAGGCGUUCCGCCAGGCGGCAUACACUGUACAAUCCAAGAGUCAGCUGCUUUUUGCUGCUAACGAAGUUCUACCUCCUCCUUCCUAUACAAGAGAUAUAGAUCUUAUAGAUGCCACUCAGAUAAUGAAGAAGAGAGAAAGCAUCCUAAUAAAGAACGCUCAGUGUGAACAAGCCGCAGCAGCAGCAGCGGCGGCAGCAGCGGCGGCCGGGGAUGGUAAUGAUGGGGAUAAGAAACCACCAGAACGUAAUCCUCUGAUUCGCGUCGGAAUACCUUUCUAUGGCGUGUAUCGGGAUAUUAAGGACCGCUACAUGAAGUAUCCCUCAGACAUUAUAGACGGUUUCAAUGCUCAAGUGGCUGCUGCAGCCAUCUUCAUCUUCUUUGCUGCCCUUUCACCGGCCAUUACAUUUGGUGGCAUGUAUGCUGACAAAAUGGAUAAUUACAUUGGAGUUGGUGAAUGCUUGCUCUUAUCUUGCGUGAAUGGUGUCAUCUUUGCUCUGUUCGCCGCUCAACCACUGCUGAUUGUAGGCGCCACCGGUCCUCUUAUGGUCUUUGACAUGAGUCUUUACCAAUUUUGCCAGACAAAUGAAAUUGAUUUCCUGUCCAUGAGAGUGUGGAUUGGCAUAUGGAUGACGGUCAUUGGGUUAUUAGUCGUUGCUGUGGAAGCCAUAGCUCUUGUGAGGAAGUUCACCAGGUUUAUCGAGGAGAUUUUUGCUUCCUUAGUUUGCAUCAUCUUCGUCUACGAGGCCAUUACAAAUAUGGCGGCUAUCUUUUAUGACCAUCCACUCUUGGAGGUGUAUAGCUGUGGAUAUUAUCCCUCAAAUACAACAUCUUAUCCUAAUACAACAAUGGAAGUCGGGUUCGAUAACAUCAGUGAUAUGUCAUUGCUUGACACUGUUAACGGCAGUAUCAUCGACAGUGAGGACGGCAGUAUCAUCGACAGUGUGAACGGCAGUAUCAGCGUUAGCGUCAAUAGCACUAUCAAGAAAGCUAUGAAAAAGCGCAAAAUGAACCCCCAGCCCAACACUGCUCUCCUCUCUCUCAUCCUCAUGCUGGGAACCUUUAUUAUUGCCAUUAAGCUCAAAUACUUUCGUAACUCUAAGUAUUUAGGCAGAGGCAUCCGUCGCUCUCUGGGAGAUUUUGGUGUUCCUAUCGCCAUUUUUCUCAUGGUGCUGCUAGAUUAUCUCAUCAAGGACACUUACACCGACAAGCUCACUAUGCCUGAAGGUAUACAGCCCUCCAACCCUGCAGUCCGAGGCUGGUUGAUCAACCCUAUGGGCCAGGAGAAGCCUCUGCCUAUUUAUUGCAUAUUUGCUGCAGCUCCCGCUUCUAUACUCGUCUUUUUCCUCAUCUUUCUCGAAGAAAACAUCUGCCAUUUGAUUUUAAGCAAGCCAGAGCGUAAGAUGGUAAAGGGAUCAGGUUUCCACUUGGACCUUGUUCUAUCGUGCUUCAUCAACUUCCUCUCUGGGCUACUAGGCGCUCCCUUCAUGGGUCCGGCUUGUGUAAGGACUGUGUCACACACUGCUGCCCUCACUAUCACUUCCUCUGCACGCGGUCCUGGAGAAUCGCCUAGGAUUGAAGGUGUCAGAGAACAAAGAUUGAGUGCUUUUGUGGUGUCAGUGUUAGUAGGGCUGGCUGUCCUGCUCUCAGACGCCCUGAACCUGGUACCAAAGCCAGUUCUGUUCGGCGUCUUCCUGUACAUGGGGAUUGCUUCCACGGCUGGUAUUCAGUUAUUUGAGCGAUCGAUUCUUAUGCUCAUGCCAGUCAAGUACUACCCGGAUACUCCCUAUGCUAGGAAGCUUGAUGGUACAGAAUCCAACCUUCCUGAGGAUGAAGAUGAACUGGACUUCUACGAGGCUGCUCACCAACUUCCUACCGAUGCUGACCAUGAUCACCAGAGCUGAGGCUUAAAUAAAUUAAUUCUCUCAGCUGCCCUAUUACACAAACAUUCACACUGUCUCUUGCUAAUGUACAUAGUUCCUAAAAGAAACUAUUUCUUUUUUUGUGGUAAAUCUAUAUUUCACUAACAUGUAUAAAAUUUCAUUAUGUAUCAUUGAAGUACUUUUAGGUGGUCGAAACUU
Cherax quadricarinatus is the source of this 2887-nucleotide messenger RNA. Lineage: Eukaryota; Metazoa; Arthropoda; Malacostraca; Decapoda; Parastacidae. The record is from RefSeq and is a predicted model, not a curated record.